UUGAAUGUCAGUCUUUUUCCAAUUCCAAAAGCAUUCAUUCUAGGUUGAACCUUGUCCAGUGCUACUCCUAUCCGGAUACCCACAACAUGGACGGCAAGCUUACCAACAUGAAGCCGCUGACCAAGAAGCAGGAUGAGAAGGAACAAAACUUCAACAUCAAGGCAGAGGGGACUCCCAACACAGAGGAGGGCACCCAAGAGAAGACGGCACCUGAUGACAAGGUACCUCGCAAGCCAUUGGGCAAGCGUGCCAGCAAGCCCAGUCCCAAAUCUAACGAGCAGGACCAGAAGAAGAAAAAAAAGCAAGAGGACAGCAAGACCAAGGACAUGGCCAAGGGGUUCGAGAAGCCCGUGGCAGCGGCCAGGAAGCUGCGGCAGAUCAAGCCUCCAUCUAAACCGCUAACCAAAAAGGACCAACCCAAUAAUGCAGCUCCUUCCAACCCAAAAGGUCCUAAAAAGGAGACACCGCCGGGAACCCCAACGGCUAAUGUGGGCGCUGCUCCUGUGACCCCUGAGGGAAGACAACCACCUAGAUUGCCAUUUCCAACGCCAGCCAGACCCAAGCCCGUAUCCAGACUUAUUAGAGAUGAGCCCUUGACGGAGAAUAGGCCCACAACGAAGCCGAACCAGCUGGAGGAGUAGUCCAAGUCAAUGAUUCAAGAAGUGAACUACUUAAGGAUUUCUGAUA
This is a messenger RNA of Drosophila kikkawai, 687 nucleotides long. Its product is annotated as brain acid soluble protein 1-like. NCBI's taxonomy places the organism in Eukaryota, Metazoa, Arthropoda, Insecta, Diptera, Drosophilidae. The record is from RefSeq and is a predicted model, not a curated record.